This is a messenger RNA of Lecanosticta acicola, 1224 nucleotides long. Lineage: Eukaryota; Fungi; Ascomycota; Dothideomycetes; Mycosphaerellales; Mycosphaerellaceae. The record is from the annotation of a GenBank genome assembly.
AUGAUCGAAACACUCGGUAUACGUCCUGGUAUCUCUUACCCCGGUCAAAGCGAGGGACAAACACAACAACAGCCUCGGCAGCCUCGCAGAGUACCUCCACCCCUGCCAGCCAGGUCAUCGUCCGGAGAGCCUCAAUUCUCGACAAGUCCACCAAAUCGAUGGGAGAAACCUGGCUUCAAGCCACCCCCUCCGUACUCAGAGCUCCCUCCAACUCCUCCGUACAGCGAGCAUCACGAUUCACAUUUAGCAGCACCUCCCUCCUUGUCACCUCAGCCUCCAGCGGGCGACCCUCGAUACCAUUCGCUUUCUCCAAGCCAGAGCGAAGAUGCUCUGUCAAACACUUCCUCGCCAGCUGCCAACGACGAUGAGAUCCUCCAACAAGCGCUGCAGUUCACCCGCCAUCCCGUCUCAGACUAUGCCAAGACUGCGCGUCGACUGGAGAAACCCAUCGCCAUUCCACAAGUCUCUAAGGGCGUCGGCAUGCCCUUCGGAAGAGCCUACUCCGACGCCCUGUCCGAUUACGGCAUCUCCACGCAAGAAUUCGUAGAAUUAAUCGAAUCUCAACAUUUGCGUCUGCACCGCACCCCUCAAUCUCCUCGGCGCAGCUGGCAACGUAAUCGGCGUGGUCCCCGAACCCAACUGCCAACUCAUCGGAGCCGGAAUUCAAGGCUGCGCCAGACUCGGCAAGGCCGCAAUGUCCAUAACCCGUCAAAAGCUCUUCUCAAGAAUAUCAACGACGAAUUCUUCCUCCCCAGAGGUCUCAGAGUCCAACUUGUCAAAGGCAAAGAACUCAAAGCACACCUUGGACUUCCUCCCGAGACGACGUUCGCCGCUCCUUUCCAUCCGAAUGUGCAGGUAUCCAUUCACGAGCGCAGAGUUGCGGGUGUAUCGGAAUACACGAUGCCUCUAAGGUGGGACGUUCCCGAUCCGACAGAAGCGACCAACACCCUGGAUAGAAUGAACGCGAGUGCCCAAAAGCGUCAACUCGCAAAGGAAGCAUUGAAAGCCGAAGAAAAUCAGGCAAAGCACUCCAAGAAGCUACAGAAACGACCCAAAAAUACUGACAAGCAAGAUUCUACACGCGACAAACAGCUGGAAAAGCUCGAAGAGGAUAUUUCGAAGGAAACCCGGAAGCGAGACCAGGCAAAAGCCAAAAUCCUACACGAGAAGCAGGGAAACGAUGAAGCUGAAAAGGUAGCCAAGGAAAUGGCAAAACUCGACUAG